This is a messenger RNA of Colletotrichum gloeosporioides, 1383 nucleotides long. RefSeq names its product putative acetyltransferase. NCBI's taxonomy places the organism in Eukaryota, Fungi, Ascomycota, Sordariomycetes, Glomerellales, Glomerellaceae. The record is from RefSeq and is a predicted model, not a curated record. The transcript is spliced from 4 exons. Gene Ontology annotation, biological process: transmembrane transport. Gene Ontology annotation, molecular function: acetyltransferase activity; transmembrane transporter activity. Bases 1 to 1383 code for a protein of 460 amino acids.
AUGGUCCCCAAUGUCGACGAGGCCGAUAACCUUGCCCGCAUGGAGCGGGGCGAACUGUACUAUGCUUUCACCCCCAAUCUUGUCGCAGCCAGGAGACGUUGUGGCGAGGCAGUUGGCCGGUUCAAUAGAGCAGGCGAUUUGACCAGGCGUGAAAUAGCACAGCAUUGGAAAGAGAUUACGAAUGACGACACGCCUCUCCCUGCCCCAGGCGCCUCGACUGAGGAAGACGACCAAAUAUUGCAGAGUUAUCCCUGGAUUGAGAGGCCCAUCAAUAUCGAUUAUGGAACAAACAUCAAAGUUGGCGUGAACGUCUUCAUCAACUUCAACUGCACCAUCAUCGAUACGUGCCUGGUGUCGAUUGGGUCCCGAACCAUGUUUGGCCCGAAUGUCUCCCUCUACAGCGGGACUCACCCACUGGACCCAGACCUACGGGAUGGCACGAAUGGCCCGGAAUAUGGAAAGCCUGUCACGAUCGGAGAUGACUGCUGGCUGGCAGGAAACGUCAUCAUCCUUCCCGGAGUGACGAUCGGCAAUGGCUGUGUAGUGGGAGCAGGAAGCGUGGUGACCAAGCAAGACUCCAAUAUCGCCGUGAUCGGCACCGUAGCGACGAGUGUCUACUUCCUAGGCGGCCCGAUAGCGACACCACUCGUGGCGCGCUUUCAGGCGUGGCAGCGGCACAUGAUUGUCGUCGGCUGGCUGGGCUGCUGCGUCUCACUGGCUGUGGCAUCGUUCAUGUCAUCAGUGCCCGGCUUAAUUGCCACGCAAGGCGUCCUUUAUGGCUUCGCGUUUACCCUGCUGUACUACCCCGUCCUACGCAUGCUGAAUGAGUGGUUCGUCCAUCGACGGGGGUUCGCCUUUGGUAUAAUGUCGACUGGCGCUGGCUGCAGUGGUGUCGGCUUGCCCUUUCUUCUGGAGUGGCUACUGGCGAAGUACGGUUAUCAGACGACGCUGCGGGCAAUGGCGGUCGUUCAAUUCAUUACGGUUUUGCCGGUGAUACCGCUCCUCAAGGGGCGCUUGCCAGUUUCCAGACAAGGCACGCUUCGCAAAGACGACUUUGGGUUCUUGAAGAAGCCGCUGUUCUACUGCUUCGCGUUCGUCAACCUCCUCGAAGCUCUGGGAUACUACAUCCCAUUCCUUUACUUGCCAACGUACGCAACGUCCUUAGGCCUCUCCGGGACGACGGGCGCGUUGAUACUGGCCGCGAACAACCUCGCCAUGAUAUUUGGCCAGCUCGCCCUCGGCUACGUCUCGGAUCGGGUCAAGAACGUGCUCACCCUGGUAUUCGCAUCCUCCUUCUCGGCUGCCGUGGCCAGCUUUACGAUCUGGGGCUACGGAGGUUCGGGUCCGUGUUAUCUGAUGAUCCCGGGCCGGUCUACGCGUUGA